AUGAACGUAGUGCGGGCCACUGAUCGGCCCGCGAAUAGGUUGGCUGCGCCCUCCAUGGAGCACCCCGAUUAUAUAUCCAGAGCUGGCCAGGCGCCCACUAUGCUGUCUUCUGGGAAGUUGACUCUGGAGGCACUGGUGUCGCCAAACAGUGUGGCGGGCCGCGCCGAGAUGAGGAGCUGCAGUGACUGGAGCUCCACAUCGCUCGUCUGUUGUCUUCGCCUCGAUUCUCCUUACGACCUCGUCCCCUCGCCCCUCCUUUUCCGCGAUGCCGCGACGUCGUACGUUCAAGAGCCUGCGGCGCGUGCGCGGACAUGGUCCUGUUAG
This is a messenger RNA of Prorocentrum cordatum, 324 nucleotides long. The record is from the annotation of a GenBank genome assembly. NCBI's taxonomy places the organism in Eukaryota, Dinophyceae, Prorocentrales, Prorocentraceae.